AGACUGAAGACUGGAACGGCUAGAGGGAAGCGCAUAGCUGCAGUUCAAAGAAAAUGAAUGGCACACUGGAUCACCCAGACCAACCUGAUCUAGAUGCUAUCAAGAUGUUUGUGGGUCAGGUCCCACGGAGCUGGUGUGAGAAGGAUCUAAGAGAACUUUUUGAACAGUAUGGUGCUGUCUAUGAAAUCAAUGUCUUGAGGGACAGGAGCCAAAACCCUCCUCAAAGCAAAGGGUGCUGUUUUGUUACAUUUUAUACCCGUAAAGCUGCACUAGAAGCACAGAAUGCUCUUCACAACAUGAAGAUCCUCCCAGGGAUGCACCAUCCUAUCCAGAUGAAACCAGCUGACAGUGAAAAGAGUAAUGCAGUAGAAGAUAGAAAGUUGUUUAUUGGAAUGAUAUCCAAGAAGUGCAAUGAAAAUGAUAUCCGAGUGAUGUUCUCCCCCUUCGGACAGAUUGAAGAAUGCAGGAUAUUACGUGGCCCAGAUGGCCUGAGCCGAGGUUGUGCAUUUGUGACUUUUACAACAAGAGCCAUGGCGCAAACAGCAAUCAAAGCAAUGCACCAAGCACAAACCAUGGAGGGUUGCUCUUCUCCCAUUGUGGUAAAAUUUGCAGACACACAGAAGGACAAAGAGCAGAAACGAAUUGCUCAGCAACUCCAGCAGCAAAUGCAACAGAUCAGUGCUGCCUCAAUAUGGGGAAACCUGGCUGGUCUCAACACACUUGGACCCCAAUACUUAGCACUUUAUUUGCAGCUCCUUCAGCAGACAGCAGCUGCGUCAUCUGGGAACCUGAACACACUGAGCAGCCUCCACCCAAUGGGAGGACUGAAUGCGAUGCAGUUACAGAACCUGGCUGCAUUAGCAGCUGCAGCCACUGCAGCUCAGAAUACACCAAGUGGUACCGCUGCACUCACUUCCUCCAGCAGUCCCCUGAGUGUGCUCACCAGUUCAGGUUCCUCACCUAGCUCCAGUAGCAGCUCCUCUGUUAAUCCAAUGGCUUCUCUUGGAGCGUUGCAGACACUGGCAGGGGCCACAGCAGGCCUCAACGUUAGCUCUUUAGCAGGAAUGGCAGCCUUAAAUGGAGGACUCGGCAGUGGUGGUCUCUCAAAUGGGACAGGUAGCACAAUGGAAGCUCUCACACAGGCUUAUUCUGGAAUCCAGCAAUAUGCUGCUGCUGCAUUGCCCACCCUCUACAACCAGAGUCUUUUAACACAGCAGAGUAUUGGUGCAGCAGGAAGUCAAAAAGAAGGUCCAGAGGGAGCCAAUCUGUUUAUCUACCAUCUCCCCCAAGAGUUUGGGGAUCAGGAUCUGCUGCAGAUGUUCAUGCCGUUUGGAAAUGUCGUCUCUGCCAAGGUCUUCAUUGACAAGCAGACCAAUCUAAGCAAGUGUUUUGGUUUUGUAAGUUAUGACAAUCCUGUGUCUGCACAGGCUGCCAUUCAGUCAAUGAACGGCUUUCAGAUUUGCAUUGGAAGGAAGCGUCUGAAAUUACAGCUCAAGCGCUCUAAGAAGGACAGAAAGCCAUACUGAGCGCCCCUCCCCUCCGGGACUGGAGUGAGAAGGAUCUUCUGAUUCCUGCCGUUUGUUCAUCGUUGUGCCUAAAGCAUGUCGAUGUGGCGUUCAAGUACAUCGUCCAAAUCCUUGUCUCUUCAGCUUCUCUGAUGCUUGAACUCUCACCUUUGACCUUGUGUUCACCUUUGAUGCUGAUGUGUAUUUUUAUUACGUUUGUU
This is a messenger RNA of Nestor notabilis (Kea), 1726 nucleotides long. It is a transcript of the gene CELF1, whose product is annotated as CUGBP, Elav-like family member 1. Gene Ontology annotation, biological process: mRNA splice site recognition; regulation of alternative mRNA splicing, via spliceosome. Gene Ontology annotation, cellular component: cytoplasm; ribonucleoprotein complex; nucleus. NCBI's taxonomy places the organism in Eukaryota, Metazoa, Chordata, Aves, Psittaciformes, Psittacidae. The record is from RefSeq and is a predicted model, not a curated record. Gene Ontology annotation, molecular function: mRNA 3'-UTR binding.